UGUUUCACAAAGUAAAGUUAAUGAAUUAAGUUUUUUCGAAUAGGAUAUUUAAGUUAUCGCACACUCGCUAACACGGUGCCCCGAGAGAAACCGUGUGACUGCGACGCUAUUCUGUAUAUAAUAUAAUAAAAUAAUCUUAUUUGAGUGCAUUGACCAGGACAGAAAUGGCUGGAAUUCUGUUUGAGGAUAUCUUUGACGUAAAGGACAUUGAUCCCGAUGGCAAGAAGUUUGACAGAGUAUCUCGUCUACAUUGUGAAAGUGAAUCUUUUAAGAUGGACCUUAUCUUGGAUGUGAACAUUCAGAUCUAUCCUGUUGAUCUUGGUGACAAGUUCAGACUGGUUAUUGCCAGCACGUUAUAUGAAGACGGAACACCAGAUGAUGGAGAGUACAAUCCUCAGGAUGACCGGCCAUCUAGAGCGGACCAGUUUGAUUACGUGAUGUAUGGGAAGGUUUACAAGAUUGAGGGUGAUGAGACUUCAACAGAAGCAGCCACACGCCUCUCUGCCUAUGUGUCUUACGGUGGCCUCCUCAUGAGGCUGCAGGGAGACGCCAACAACCUACACGGCUUUGAGGUGGACUCCAGGGUCUACCUUCUCAUGAAGAAACUGGCCUUCUAAAGCCCAACCCUGCUCGCCCACUUAACCUUCUUCCACUGCCACAGACCACCCUAAAGUCUAAAGAGCAGUUCAUAGACAGAACACUCUUGUAGUUACAGUAUUGUUUCCUCUAAGGAGAUGGACUACAGACUAAAGACUGUGACACUUAAGAACAGCUGCAACAUCUAUCUACUGGCAAACUGUAAAUAAAGAUUCCUUUUAUACAAAAUCA
Messenger RNA from Micropterus salmoides (largemouth bass), 828 nucleotides. It is a transcript of the gene polr2h, whose product is annotated as RNA polymerase II, I and III subunit H. Gene Ontology annotation, cellular component: RNA polymerase II, core complex; RNA polymerase III complex; RNA polymerase I complex. NCBI's taxonomy places the organism in Eukaryota, Metazoa, Chordata, Actinopteri, Centrarchiformes, Centrarchidae. The transcript is spliced from 6 exons. Gene Ontology annotation, biological process: DNA-templated transcription. The record is from RefSeq and is a predicted model, not a curated record. Gene Ontology annotation, molecular function: DNA-directed RNA polymerase activity. The coding region runs from base 165 to 617 and encodes 150 amino acids.